This is a messenger RNA of Mytilinidion resinicola, 615 nucleotides long. RefSeq lists its product as uncharacterized. The coding region runs from base 1 to 615 and encodes 204 amino acids. The transcript has 2 exons. NCBI's taxonomy places the organism in Eukaryota, Fungi, Ascomycota, Dothideomycetes, Mytilinidiales, Mytilinidiaceae. The record is from RefSeq and is a predicted model, not a curated record.
AUGGACCGGGUUGGCGGAGGCGUGACGACGGCGCGGGAGCAGAGGGCGAGCGGCGAGCAGGCGACUGGCGGUGCGGCAGAGCGGCAGAGCGGCGGUGCGAUGGAGCGUUGGAUCGGAUGCGAUGCGUGGUGCAGAGCGUGGAUGUCGACAGUCACAGGAGCUCGACAGCUGGUACUCGCGACGGCUGCGCUAAUUGGCGCACCCGAGCUGGGCCCGAUAAAGAAGGGGCCAAGGGGCGCAGCUGACCCGGCGCCACCAGUUGUUCCAAGGUUGCUUUCGGCAUUCUACACGUCCCACUCCCUCCAUCAUGGUGAUGGCGACCGUCGUCACAUCGAGGUCGGCCCGUCUGUCAGCUUCGUAUCCAUGGGUCUCGCAGUACGCUCGAUUAUUCGAGCUGUUCGCCCAGGUCGACGCAGACUGCUCCUAUCGCCCGAGCUGCUCUACUGUCUCUGCCUGUUGCUGCUCCGGCCUGUUCCGCCACCGCGACGACGGCUCUCCUAUCAGCCCUCCACGCGGCUUGCGAGCAGCAAGAAACACCCGGAAUCCAUCACGAUAGCCGAGACUCGCAGCCAGCGCUGCGCCGUCGACCCAGGCCGCACAGUGGGGCACGCGUGA